AUGUGGAAUCUGCAGCAGAAGCCCACCAGCCCGCCGCAGCAGAGCUUCGCUACGGCCUUCGCCACCCGCGUGCGCAGCGUGGUGGAGAAGUUGCGCUCCCCGAUGCACCAUGUGCUGUCCUGGUCGUGCUGGAAUCAUGACCUGAGCUUGACCAGCCGCUUCAGCACGGACUCCGUGGACGGGGUCACCAUGGAGAACGCGCUGCAGCGAUUCCUGGAGCUGGACGGCGUCAACGCCAGCAACAGGUCCUACAUCGACCGAUGCGAGGGCUUCGCCUGCGGCACUGGUUGCGCAGGCGUGCAUCACUCCAAGGGCGAGGUCAGCGACGGCAAGCAGCAGGUGGCCUCCAGCAAGCUGCCGCUGUCAGAGUUCCGCGGGCGCGUGCGGAAGGCACUCGCGGCCCAGGGGUGGUCUUCCGGUGAGCGCGGCAAUAGCUCUGCCGGGUUCAGAAUACUCGACUCGGACGGGAACGGUGUGCUCGAGCAGAGGGAAGUCGAGGGGGUGGCCGACUGGGCAGGCUCGGAGAUAUCUGCGGGGCAGGCCGACUACGCGUUCCAGAUGAUGGACCGGGACGGCGAUGGCCGCCUGAGCCCCGACGAGUUCGGCCUGCUCUUGGAGGGCGGCGCGCCCCCAGUGAGCGUGGUCGACUUCAAGAGCCGAGUGGCCGACACGUACUCCUCGCCGGGGGAGGCCAUCGAAGACAUGGGCCCAGAGCCCAUCGGCAGGAGCCGCUUCGCGGCGGUUGCCGAGGCCUUCCAGCGCCCCCUCACCGCCGAGCAGGCCGACUACGCGUUCGACGGGCUCGACCUCGACCGCGACGGUUCCCUGACCACCUUCGAGAUCAUGUCGGUGUUGGACAGCGGGCAGUUCUACCCGGACGAGAGGAACUUGCGGCGGGAAGUGCCCUCACCGCCGGCCUCUGCGACCGCCUUGGCCACCGCGGCACGCGAGCGGGCCGAGUCCCGCGGGGCGCCGCCAGUGAUCAUGGCGGUCGGCGGCGCUGCGCUGGGGCUGCUGCUCCUGCCCGCAUCAUACGUCGUGCUGGUGCGGGGGCUCAAGGCGCCGCCGGGCUCCCCCUCCGAGCACCCGCCGCUGGUCGGGCCCGCGAGCCCCCUCGCGCGCGCCCUCCCCGGCGCCUGGAGCCCCUCGCCGCCGAGCCCGCGCUCGCGCGGCGGGCUGCCGAGCCCAGCGCAGCGGGGCUUGCUGCAGCUCUGA
Molecule: messenger RNA, 1215 nt
Organism: Prorocentrum cordatum
Lineage: Eukaryota; Dinophyceae; Prorocentrales; Prorocentraceae
Source: the annotation of a GenBank genome assembly